AUGCUCAAAAUAAUUACCGGAAAACUUCGAUACUAUAUUCGGUUAGGCGUCUCCUUUUCGAAUUCCCUAAACUUUUAUAGUGUCCCACCGCUCUCUCUCUCUCUCUCUAUCAAACUACCACACAUUUUGGAUCCUUCUUUCCUUCCUUCUUUCUUUCCGUCAUUCUUUAUUUCUUUCUAUCAGUUCUCUUUCUUUCUUUCUUUCUUUCUUUCUUACAAUUAUAGUUCUUUUGGCUUCUGUAACAAGUUUACAGAAAUAAGAGAAGGGAAUAAGGAAAAAGAUGGAAUAACUUCCACCUUAUGGAUUCUUCUUUCUUUCUUUUUCUUUCUUUUUCUUUCUUUCUUUCUUUCUUCUUGGUUUUCGUUCUUGUUCUUUAGUUUUCAUUGCUUUACACCCGCAUUGGUUCAAUCACACAGAGUCAAUUUCUCUAUCAUACAUUACAGAGUUCUAUCUGCGUCUUCCUAUUACACGCACGCACACAGAGAGGCAAGCAUUCUCACACACGUGAUCAUAGCGACCUUUCCUGCUGCUUGGCCUCUCAUUAAGUGUUAUGCAUUGAGUGCAACGCUCAGAAAUGGUGUUACAUCGACGUCCUUGUUCGCUCGCUGUACAAGGCCGCGCAUGUCAAAGUGUAUCACAACUGAAGCUCGUUCCAUCCGAUGGCGAAUGACUGCCUGA
Acanthosepion pharaonis is the source of this 678-nucleotide messenger RNA. The record is from the annotation of a GenBank genome assembly. NCBI's taxonomy places the organism in Eukaryota, Metazoa, Mollusca, Cephalopoda, Sepiida, Sepiidae.